Messenger RNA from Zychaea mexicana, 2906 nucleotides. Its product is annotated as kinase-like domain-containing protein. The record is from RefSeq and is a predicted model, not a curated record. The transcript is spliced from 9 exons. Gene Ontology annotation, molecular function: ATP binding; protein serine/threonine kinase activity. Gene Ontology annotation, cellular component: autophagosome; cytoplasm. NCBI's taxonomy places the organism in Eukaryota, Fungi, Mucoromycota, Mucoromycetes, Mucorales, Lichtheimiaceae. Gene Ontology annotation, biological process: peptidyl-serine phosphorylation; autophagy; autophagosome organization. The coding region runs from base 85 to 2667 and encodes 860 amino acids.
UUUCCUUUUCCCUCUUUUUCAUAUUAACAACACACGAUAUACCGGAAAAAAAAAAGAAGGACAGAAAGAGUUCCACACAUAAAAAUGUCAGCCAACCCACAACCCCACAUUGCAUCGUCCAAUGCUGCCAAUUUAAAUCACCAAGCUUCUCAAGAGAAUCUCGUAGGAGAUUAUAUAAUUAGUUCAAAGAUCGGCCAAGGUUCCUUUGCCACUGUCUACAAGGCGCAGCACAAGACAACCAACAAGGUCGUAGCGAUUAAAUCAGUAUUGCGGUCCAAACUGACAAAGAAACUAUUGGAAAACCUGGAAUCUGAAAUAUCAAUCCUGAAAGGAAUACGACAUCCACAUAUCGUCGGGUUGAUAGAAUGCCAGAAAACCGAUACGCACAUUUACCUCGUGAUGGAAUAUUGCUCCAUGGGCGAUCUAUCGCAAUAUAUCAAACAGAAACGAACAAGCAAAAGCGCUCGAAGGUCGUCAGGAGGUCUAUCUGAGCGGCUUGCCCGUCAUUUCUUAAAACAGCUAGCGGACGCACUACAGUUUCUCCGCUCCCGAAAUCUGGUCCAUCGAGAUAUCAAGCCUCAAAACUUGCUACUGAUACCUGGAAACGAAGAAGAUCCUGAUUCCAAUAUGCCGUUGCUCAAAGUGGCUGAUUUUGGCUUUGCACGGUUCUUACCGAACGCUACACUCGCCGACACGCUCUGUGGAUCACCCUUGUAUAUGGGCCCUGAAAUCCUAUCUUACCAAAAGUACGACGCAAAGGCGGACCUGUGGAGUGUCGGAGCCGUCCUGUAUGAAAUGGUCACCGGGCGACCGCCAUUUCGAGCACAGAAUCACCUGGAAUUACUAAAAAAGAUUCAAGAAAAUAAGGACCACAUUCGUUUCCCUGACGAAAAACCAUCAAUGAAUGAUCAGCAGCAGCAGCAGCAGUACCCAUCAUCCUAUUCAGCAACGACGACAACAAGCGAUACGAUCGGCAUUGGCAAUGAUUUGAAGGAUUUGAUACGCAAAUUGUUGAAAAAAGAUCCCGUCGAACGUAUCACAUUUGACAAGUUUUUCAUGCAUCAAGCUGUCACCAGCAAUUUCACAUCUGUCUCGCCUUCCCCGUCAGUCUCCACAAGCAGUGCACGAGUUCGACGAUCACCUGAAAUACGGCCAUCAUCCAUGCCAGCGACAGCCACUAACACUACCAUGAGUAAUAACCAUCACAUCCCUCAUCAUCAUCGUCCACCGUCACCAAGCUCAUCACCGUAUGAGCCCCCUCCGUUUGCUCAACAAUCACCGACAACAGCAACGGCAGGGACAACACCUCGACAUCAUUUUGACUGGAGAAGAGCGCAACAGCAGCAGCAACAUCAACAACAAACGGAACACAUUAGUCCUGGCAGGAUGUCACCCGGUGCACGAGAUAUCAGUGGCAGGACAACUCGAGGGGAUGAAUCUCCGCUGCAUUCACGUGGCAGAUCAUGGAGAAAUCAACAACAGCAAAACGAUCAAAAUCGACCACCGUGGAUGGAUGUGCAAGAUAAUACGAGCAACGUUGAGGAUGAGUUGAAAGAUUAUGUGGUACUGGAUCGACGGGCUGUUGAAACCAAUCAUUUCGCAGAUGAAAUCAAUGCAUCACCACGCACGUCAGAACCAUAUAACCAGCUGACGUAUCGAUAUUCGCCAGCGACACAGGUAGCCAUACCACAACGAGGCUCUCAUGAACAACAACAGCAACUACCAUCACCAUCGUCCACUGGAUCCACACCACCCUUUGCCAUUACGCCCCGUGAACGAAAAAUCAGUGCUGGAUCGGCCGGCUCAGCAUUAGCGAAAGCUUUAUCCAUGGCAUCCGUUCGAUUAUUUGGACCGGGUAAUUCGCCACCCAAGAUGAGCGGCCGACUACAACAACAGCAACAACAACAACAACAAGCUAUUCCAGGCUCACCGCGGGGCUUUUUGAUUACGGAAGGAGGCGGGUAUGUCGAUCCACAAGAAGGACGUGCGAUGAAAGAUAUUGAACGAGCAGCAUGUAUGGCACAUGCUGUUGCACGGUUUGCCGACUCCAAAUAUGACCAGCUGGUUUCGGGCAAAGUUACAGCCACUGGCAACGAAGUAGCUUUGGCAGAAGAAGCAAUGGUGUUGCACAUUAAAGCACUGUCACUUCUUGAAUUGGGCUUAUCUACAGCAAGGCAAUUGUGGGGUCGCAUGUCAGACGACACGAUGCGAACGUCGGUGUCUACGCGGCUCAAUGAUGCAGUGCAAUGGAUGCGGGAACGGUUCAACGAAUGUUUGGAUCGAGCGUCUUUUGAAGGCACGAAAUGUGAUGGCGAUAGCAAUAACCAGAAUGGCAUUGGUGCGUGCGUUGCAAAACUAUUAUAUGAUCGUGCUCUUGAAAUGAGUCGAGCAGCUGCAGUGUAUGAGUUAGUCGGUGAAAACAUUCCUGGAUGUGAGCACGAUUAUCAAACGGCCAUUUGGAUGUUGGAGGCCAUUCUAGAAGCACAAGAUGAUGAUACCCCAAUCGAAGAAGACGACUUUAAUAUCAUUAACAAAUUCAUUGGUUCCAUUCGACACCGAAUAUCAGUAUUACGAAAGAAAAAGGAACUCGAUGCCAGAAGGGAUUCGGAUCUUGUGUCGCAUCAUCACCAACAGCAACAACGAUACGAUGAACAAAGGACUUAUUAAGAUGCCAUGUUGAUAGUGACUUAUUCCCUCUGCCUACAUGUGUGAUUCCCUUUUUCCUUCUCGGUCGGUCCCUCAUUUUUUUUUUUUCAUCUUGCUUUGUUCUUUUCCAGUAUGGAUGACACGAUGGACUGAAAUGUUGAUAUUUUUUUUGUUCUCACUUUCUAAUAAAGUGGCGAUGUACCACACACAUCGCGCAUAUAUAUACCAUAAUCAACAUCUUCUUGUGUGCACUGUUGGUG